UUUAUUCUAGUAAAAUCUAAAAUGUAUUACUAAUAUUGACAUGCUGAUGGUUUCAUAAAAUAAAAUAAAAUAAAAUAAAAUAAAAUAAAAUAAAAUAAAAUAAAAUAAAAUAAAAUAAAAUAAAAUAAAAUAAAAUAAAACCAACAUUUAUCAAGUCUUGCUGUGCAUCCAUUUUAAGUAUUUGUUUGUCUGUUUGUGACGUUUGCCUUUUGAUUGCAUGUCCCAACAAAAACCGGGCUAAUCCAGCUCUACCAGACACUAAAACACCCUGCAGACAUGCAGUAGAAUCGGGUCUCCCUAAAUCCCUAAAUGAUGUAGCAACCCCAAAUGCUAUUAUGCUAAAUGCUAAAUGCUAUUUUAUUCAGUCUUUGAAUGCUUAACAUUCUCGUCCCCCUUGUUGGUCAUCCUCUUGUAACUCGAUGCCGACGCUUUUAAUGUGGCGGGUUUGCAUGCGCGUGCGGGCAUUGGAUACCCAGCUUAGGGGGCUGUCCUCCCCUGAAACCUCGAGGCGGGGGGGGGGUGACGGGGGGGCAGCACAAGCGCUAACAUUGCUAGGACGAAGAAGUGGACGCUACUUUGCAAGAGCAACAUCGAGAGACGAAUUGAGAGUCGUGCUCCAGUCUGUCUUGUCAAGACUUGUCUGGGACCUUACUGGAUCAUCUGUUCAGCAUUCCUUUGCUUUUCUUAACCCCCCCCUUAACCCCCCCCCACCCGCCACCUUUACAUCCCGAGGCACUGAGGAUUAAUCAGAUCCUUCCUGCAUUUGCCUGUAUCACUUUUGUUUGUCUCUCUCUCUCACCUGUUUGCUUGGUGAAAAAAAAAAAAAAAAAAAAAAAAAACUCCUGAAGUCGGUCCACACCCAAUCCGCUGGUACUUCAAUGAAAACACGAAAACAAGUUUGAGAAUUUCCAUAAGAGGAUCGGUUCAGAUGUUCGCCUUACUGACUGACUGACUGACUGACUGACUGCAGUUGACAGCCUGAGUUAAGGGUUCUGACUCACGAUGAACAGAGACUCGAGACUGGCGAGGAAAUCGGUGGCGGCAGGUUUCGGACAUGGCCGAAGACACUCAUGCUUGGGUUUUGACGUGGAAAAUGGCCUUUCGGUGGGUCGCAGUCCUCUGGACGCUCAGACCAGCCCGGGCUCAGGUCUGGUCCUCCAGUCCAACGUCCCGCAUAGUCAGCGUCGUGAGUCCUUCCUCUACCGCUCCGACUCUGACUAUGACCUGUCUCCUAAAACCAUGUCCCGGAACUCAUCCACGGCCAGCGACUUGCAUGGAGAAGACAUGAUAGUUACUCCAUUUGCACAGAUCCUGGCCAGUCUACGGACGGUGAGAAGUAAUUUUGCUGUUCUCACACACUUGCAAGACCGCGUGGGGAACAAGUGGCCGUCGAGCAGCAACCAGCCACCUCUGUGCCAUGCAGAGGAGCCUCAUCAAAAACUAGCAAUGGAGACUCUGGAGGAGCUGGACUGGUGUCUGGACCAGCUGGAGACGCUUCAGACGAGGAACUCGGUCAGCGAGAUGGCGUCGAAUAAGUUUAAGAGGAUGCUAAACCGAGAACUGACUCAACUAUCAGAGACCAGUCGCUCAGGGAAUCAAGUGUCAGAGUUCAUCGCCAAUACCUUCCUUGAGAAACAACACGAUGUGGAGAUCUUGUCUCCACCGCCAAAGGAGAAGGAGAAGAAGAAGAGGCCCAUGUCACAGAUCAGCGGUGUGAAAAAGACCACACCGAGCCCCAGCCUGGCAUCUACCUCCAUCCCUCGUUUUGGAGUCAACACCCCGCAGGAGAACCUGCUGGCUGGCGAGAUUGAGGACCUUAACCGUUGGGGGUUGGACAUAUUCAAGAUAGCAGAACUCUCCGGAAACCGCCCUUUGACGGUUUUAAUGUUCUCCAUCUUCCAGGAACGAGAACUUUUAAAAACCUUUAAAAUCCCGAUGAACACCUUCAUCACCUUCAUGAUGACGUUAGAGGACCAUUACCGUGCUGAUGUCGCUUAUCACAACAACAUCCAUGCCGCCGACGUGGUGCAGUCCACGCACGUUCUCCUGUCCACGCCGGCUCUGGAGGCUGUCUUUACAGAUUUAGAGAUCAUGGCCGUUUUGUUUGCUAGCGCCAUCCACGAUGUCGACCACCCAGGCGUCACCAACCAGUUCCUGAUAAACACAAGUUCUGAGCUGGCGUUAAUGUACAACGAUGCCUCAGUGCUGGAGAACCAUCACCUCGCCGUGGGCUUCAAACUGCUCCAAGGGGACAACUGUGACAUCUUCCAGAACCUCAGCAAGAAACAGCGAGAUUCCCUUCGCAAGAUGGUGAUCGACAUGGUGCUAGCCACAGAUAUGUCCAAACAUAUGAACUUCUUGGCGGACAUGAAGACAAUGGUGGAGACCAAAAAAGUCACCAGCUUGGGAGUUCUCCUUCUGGACAACUACUCGGACCGAAUCCAGGUUCUUCAGAACAUGGUUCAUUGUGCCGACCUGAGCAACCCGACCAAGCCUCUGGAACUUUACCGACAGUGGACGGACCGCAUCAUGGUGGAGUUCUUCACACAGGGAGACAGGGAACGCGAUAAGGGAAUGGAGAUCAGUCCCAUGUGCGACAAACACAACGCCUCCAUUGAAAAGAGCCAGGUGGGUUUCAUCGACUACAUCGUACACCCACUGUGGGAGACGUGGGCGGACCUGGUGCACCCCGACGCUCAGGACAUCCUGGACACGCUGGAGGACAACAGAGAGUGGUACCAGAGCAUGAUCCCUCGUAGCCCCUCACCGUCCAGCCCCGAGGAGCCCCACGCCGAGGUCAGACCAGGAGGAACCGGGUGUGUAGCGGGUCCUAACCCCGCUUCGGGUCUAAGCGGGGACAAGUUCCAGUUUGAACUCACACUGGAAGAAGAAGAAGAGGACGAGGAAUUGGACUCUGACUUGGAAAGUCCACUCGAGGAUGACCCCCAGUCGGGGGUGGAGCGGCACCGGGACUCGCCUUCCCCGUCGACGUCCCCGGACACCGGUACCAGGUACCGCCCACCUUCACCUCAUCCUUUAUGGGCCUUGAUGGGACUUGAGUCUGACGUCGCAGAGCGCCCACCGUCAUAGACCCGGUCCGGGCGGACGCAGAGGUCACAUGACAACCAGCACAACCCGCCCCCUGCCUUUGAAGACACAGCAGCACGGAGCGGGCGGCAGGGCGGGCCCUUAUUUACCAAUAAAGUCUGUAAAAUCACCACGGUCCCUUUACACUGGAGACAGCCUCUCUGUAGACGGAGGGACGCUCGCCCCCCCCUUUUUUUUUCAUUUCAUAUUCGGGUGCCUAGUAAGUUUAUUUCCCAUCAUGCUUUGGGAGCCUCACUUGGGAGCGUCCAUGGAAGAAGAGUAACGCCGAGGCGACGCCCCUUCCAGAACGAAAGGUAAAAGAAACGUCUUCCUUUUAAACUACUGUAACAAUCGGACACAAGGGUCUCGGAAUUAUUUUUGCACCAUUUAGAAUCGGAGAGUCCAUUUUUUUUGGGGGGGGGGGGGGAUUUUUUCGGAAUUUGAAUGUUUUGAAGUGAUUGUUGAGGAGCAGCCAGAGAAUCAACGGACCUAGACUAGACCUCAGGGUGUUGAAAAAGUCAAACGGAAUGUAGCGUGGAUGUAUUCCCGGAAUUCCUUCUUCCUUGUUGGACUUAUCCCGGGAGGCGGAGUUGGCGGAGUUGGCGGAAUUGGCGGAAUUUUGAAGUGAAACCCUUUAAAUUCGGCAUCUAAAGCAAUCGUCAAACCAGCUUGUAGCAGAACACGGAUCCAGCACUAAAGAAGACACUACCUGUAUCCAAGCUUUAUUGUUUUUUUUAAUUUUUUUUUUUUUUAUACCUUUAUUUAAACGGUGUCCUUGUUUCAAAAGUAUGUCUUUUAUCACUUCUUUGUUGUACAUUUGCUGGUCUCGUCUGUGUUUAUGUGCUUGAAAAGCAUUUUUGCUUAUUUGAUCAGGGUGCCUCCAAGUCCGCAAGUAGCACUUUACCGUUUUUUUUUGUCGCUCGGCUUUUAUUUUUUUUUUUAAAUGUGUUUCCAAAGGGCUUCACCGCACUGUAGGUCUCCACGUCAUGAAUACAGCAACCGGGUACCUGAAGGCGGGGCAGGAAAAGGACCCGUUUCUUGGAACUAGUUAAAAAAAAAAUGAUGUUAUAAAUGGGUUUAUGAUUAUGCCAAUAACGGUCUUAACUUGUUUUUGCACAAAAUGUGCUUGAUUGGCUUGUCGAGCAUCAGUAAAGCCAACAAGAUGAAAAAUGAUCCUAAUUGCCUUUGGCCUUAAACCAUAUUAUUGUACAGAGUCACAUUUUUAAAAUUAUAUUUUAACAUAUUUAUUUCCAGAUUUAAAUACUUUUAUUUAAAAAAAUACAUCAAAAUUAUGCAGAAAAUGCCCCUUAUUUUAAAAUUAUUUUAACUUAUUUAAAAUUAUUUUAAAUUAGAAUGUAUGAUUUUUUUUUACUAUAAAUAAAAAAUACAUUAUAGAUUAAUUAAUUACAUACAUUAUUACAUAAGUUGUGUGGUUAGCGCCGAGGCCACACAGCUAGGAGACCAGAGUUCGAUUCCACCCUCGUCCAUCGCUUAAUUAAUUAAUUAAUCGAAUUAAUUAAUUAAUUAAUUAAUUAAUUGCCGACUCCAAACAUCAGUAUCACAGUACUGUGAACAUCCAGCAGCAACACAACAUUUUGGAAUGACUACUAUUUUGAUGAAAAAUACACUGAACCAGGGCUGCACAGCUAGGAGACCCGAGUUCGAUUCCACCCUCUGCCAUCUCUUAAUUAAUUGGCGGCUCCAAAUAUCAGUAUCACAGUAUCACUCGGAUACUGUGAACAUCCAGCAGCAACACAACAUUUUGGAAUGACUACUAUUUUGAUGAAAAAUAUACUGAACCAGGGCUUCACAGCUAGGAGACCAGAGUUCGAUUCCACACUCGGCCAUCUCUUAAUUAAUUAAUUAAUUAAUUAAUUGGCGACUCCAAAAAUCAGUAUCACAGUAUAACUCGGAUACUGUGAACAUCCAGCAGCAACACAACAUUUUGGCAUGACUACUAUUUUGAUGAAAAAUAUACUGAACCAGGGCGGCACAGCUAGGAGACCAUAGUUCGAUUCCACCCUCGGCCAUCUCUUAAUUAAUUAAUUAAUUAAUUGGUGACUCCAAAUAUCCCCGCCUAGUACCCCGCCUCUCGCCCGAAGACAGCUGGGAUAGGCUCCAGCACCCCCGCGACCCUUGUGAGGAAAAAGCGGUAGAAAAUGAAUGAAUGAAUAAUUACAUACAUUAUUACGUAGGAUGAGUGGUUCGCACAGAGGCCACACAGCUAGGAGACCCGAGUUCGAUUCCACCCUCGGCCGUCUCUUAAUUAAUUAAUUGAUUAUCACUCGGAUACUGUGAACAUCCAGCAGCAACACAACAUUUUAUACAUAUUGGUAUCGGAAAUUGAGAGUUGGGCAAUAUCGGCCAUAACUAAUUAUUAUAUAGAAUGUUAACAUUUGACUUUACAUUAUUUAGUUAUUAAUUAUUAUGGGGUAUUCACACUGUAAAAAAAUAUAAAUGUUAAAAAUAAAAUGUAUCAUAAAAUAUGAUGAAAUAGUACAGUAAUAACUACAGUUAUGGACUAAAUUAUUACACCAUCCUUAUUUUUUCAGCAAAACUAACGGUACCUUUGUUUGGACAAAUAUAAUGACAACGAUUAUGAUAAUGAUUGGCUAUUGUAAAAAAUAAAUAAAUAAAAAAAACACACGGAAAUGGUGCGGUAUAAGCUCUUAAAUUAAACUCUUAUGAUCUAUUUUUGUUGUCAUCAAAUGAACAAAAUAUAUAAAAUAUUAUUAUUAUAAUUGUUUGAUAUAGAUGUAUUUAUUUGUACAAACCACUGUAUCAGUUGCAGGCACCAGCAGCACUAAAUACACUAACAGACCUGCCAAUCUUGAAGAAAUGUUACGAGUCGUAGCCCCCCCCCCCCCCCCCCAACUUAUUAGCCCCCCCCCACUAUUUGAUGGGAAACGCUCUGCUCUAUCAUGACUUGUUGGAAAUGACCCACAAUGCAUUAACUCUAGUGCCUUUAAAAUAAAAAUGAAUGUAGUUUCAUGUAGUUUAUGGUUCAACCUAUUUAUUGCUACUUUUUUAGUGGGGAACCAUUUCCUGCCCAGCCCACAGGUACACUCGGUUAAAAAAAAAAUAAUCAUAAAAAAAAAAGGAGCACAGGUGUGAAAGUUGCUGAAAGAAAUAACUGUAAUUCAAACUGAUUGUCUUAUUUGGUAGUAAAGUGCUUGACCGGGAUAAAUGUGUGCCAACGGUGUUAGAAUCCCACACACACACAUACACACAUCUGCCAGCCUACGAUGCUACAUUUCUACACUAGUAAUUUCUUCGAUUUUUGUGCCACUUAGUAGCGCUCCACCGUUUUAAUCAUCCGAUAGCCGAGUGUUUGAGGAGCUCUUUGCGUCCGUGUGUGUGUAGGUGUGUCCCGUCUAGAUCAGUAUUUGUGGUCAACACACAGGUAGAAAGACCAGGAAGUAAGCCAGCACCACACUUCCUGGUCAGGCGGUGGUAGAAAACACUAGUGAGUUGUAUUGAUCAGCCUUAUAUUUAGGGUGUUGGCGCGUGAUGUUCAAGGACCAUUGGACUGUAUUUCAGAUGCCGAGUCCAAAAAUAGAUUGCAAUUCUAAAAAACGGGCCUCCUUAAAAAAAAAAAAAAUUCGCAAAUUUACCACUUUUAAUAAGGUUAGAGAAUAAGGUUGUAAAUUUACGACUUUAUUUACUACUUUACUUACUUAUUUACUCUUAUUCCCGAAAAAAUUGCAAGAGUAAUGUCAAAAAUUUACUCAAAAUGUGUAAUUUUGUUUUAUUGAAUUUUGUGGUAAAUUUACAUUUUUUUUUUAAAUUGCAGAUUAUUUUAAUAAUUGGUCAUUAAUUUUUUUUUCUUGUAAAUUUACAGGAAAAAAGAGAAAAUUAAAAAAAAAAAUCAAGUCAUGUUAUGAGAAUAGUCAUAAAUUUAUGACUUUUGUUAUAAGAAUAAGUCUCGAAGGAUUUCAAAAAUCAAGACGAGGAAAUUAGUAAAUAUAUGACUUUAUUUUUCACAAAAUCUCAGAUUUUAUUUUUAUUUUGUGAAAAAUUUACAAUUUACUACUUUAUUCUUAUGUUCGAAAAAAAAUCCCCAAAAUCAGUAACAUUUUUUAAUUAAAUUUUGGGGUAAAUUUACAAUUUUAUUCUUGAAAUCACAGAUUAUUUUAAUACUUGGUCAUUACAAUUUUUUCGAGUAAAUUUACAGGAAAAAAGAGAAAAAAAAAUGUAAUAUUACGAGAAUCAAGUCAUGUUAGGAGAAUAGUCGUAAAUUUAUGACUUUUUUCUCAUAAAAAUAAGUCUCAAAAGAUUUCAAAAAUAAAGACGAGCAAAUUAGUAAAUGACAUUAUUCUUCUGAAAAUCUCAGAUUUUAUUUUAUAAAUUAUUAUUUUUAUUUUAACUUUAUUCUUGUGCUAAAAAAAAUCCCCCAAAUUCUCAAAAUCAGUAACAUUUUUAAAUAAAAUUUUGGGGUACAUUUACAAUUUUAUUCUUGAAAUCACAGAUUAUUUUAAUACUUGGUUGUUGGGAAUUUUUUCUUGUAAAUUUACAGGAAAAAAAGAGAAAAAAAAUUGUAAUAGUACGAGAAUCAAGUCAUGUUAUGAGAAGUAAAUUUACGACUUUAUUCUUAAAAUCUCAGAAUUUUUUUUAAUUUGGAAAAUGUACAAUUUACUACUUAUUUAUGACUUUAUUCUUAUGCUUGAAAAAAUUCCAAGAGUAAUGUAAAAAAAUUAUGACUUUAUUCUCAGAAUCUGUAAAAAAAUUUUAAAUAAAAAUUUUGGGUAUUCUUGAAAUCACAGAUUAUUUUAAUACUUGGUUGUUACAAGUUUUUUCUUGUAAAUUUACAGUAAAUAAGAGACAAAAGUAUGACGAGAAUCAAGUCAUUAUGAGAAUAAAGUCGUAAUUUUUUUAAUUUUCUCGUCUUUAUUUUUUUAAAUCCCUUUUUCUCAGAAAAAAAGGGUCAUGAUUUGACUUUGAAAAAUACGGGCGAGUUGAACUCAGCACAGUGGUUCUUGACACGAAAACAUCAGUGCCAAAAAAAAAGUAUUCCAAUAAACGUGUACACGGGUGUUCCUGCGCUCGAUCACUUUUUGUGUUGAGCCAUCAUCAUUCAUGUUGAUCAUGUCGUGCAAACUUCUCGAAAGCUAUUUAUUCCUACAUGUCUGUCUGUCCAGGACAAAGUACUGUAAAAAAAAAAAAAAAAAAAAAUGUUCUGGAGCCGAAAGAUCAAAUAUACUUUAAAGUAUACAGUAGAUCUACCACUCUGAAAGCUUUUGCAUUUUAAAAACCAAAUGAUUUUCGGGAGGCCAGGGUGUACCAUGUGGGGAAAAUGCCAAUAAAUGAUAUGGAAAUUAA
Messenger RNA from Doryrhamphus excisus (bluestripe pipefish), 8406 nucleotides. RefSeq names its product phosphodiesterase 4C, cAMP-specific b (gene pde4cb). Lineage: Eukaryota; Metazoa; Chordata; Actinopteri; Syngnathiformes; Syngnathidae. The record is from RefSeq and is a predicted model, not a curated record. Gene Ontology annotation, molecular function: 3',5'-cyclic-nucleotide phosphodiesterase activity. Gene Ontology annotation, biological process: signal transduction.